Messenger RNA from Orussus abietinus, 1072 nucleotides. Its product is annotated as myophilin. Gene Ontology annotation, molecular function: actin binding. NCBI's taxonomy places the organism in Eukaryota, Metazoa, Arthropoda, Insecta, Hymenoptera, Orussidae. The coding region runs from base 141 to 650 and encodes 169 amino acids. The record is from RefSeq and is a predicted model, not a curated record. Gene Ontology annotation, biological process: actomyosin structure organization. The transcript is spliced from 4 exons.
CGGUAGAAUGACUUUAGGAGGGGGCCGCGGCAUAUAGUGUCGCGACGUCGAGCGUCCGACUUAGUCUCUACUCGGCUACGUUGGACAGUAUUUUACCUCCGUACAAUUUCCAGCACAAACACCCUUGCACACGAUCCAUAAUGCCGCCCCGCAACAAGGAACAGGAAGCCGAAGUGUUGGCCUGGAUCGAGGCAGUUUUAGGGGAGAAAUUGCCCCCCGGAAAUUACGAGGACAUCCUAAAAGAUGGAGUCGUUCUUUGCCAACUCAUCAACAAAAUUGCCCCAGGCUCCGUGAAGAAGAUCCAAUCCAAAGGGACGAACUUCCAGCUCAUGGAGAACGUACAAAGAUUCCAGGCGGCGAUCAAGAAUUACGGAGUCCCUCAGGAGGAGAUCUUCCAGACCGCGGAUCUUUUCGAGAGGCGCAAUAUCCCUCAAGUGACCCUCUGCCUUUACGCCCUUGGAAGAAUUACGCAGAAACAUCCCGAAUACCAGGGGCCUAGACUGGGGCCAAAAAUGGCGGAUGAGAACAAGAGGGAGUUCACGGAAGAUCAGCUCCGGGCGAGCGAAGGCCACCUUAAUCUCCAAAUGGGUUACAACAAAGGAGCAAGUCAAUCUGGACACGGAGGAUUCGGCAACACUAGACAUAUGUAGAUUUAAGGGGAUUUCGAUUUUUUUUUUUUUUUUUCGAAACAUCUGAAUCGAGAAAGGAGUCACUCUGGAAUACCCCGCUUCCAUCGGGGUGAUCGGUUUUCACGAUGAAAUUUUCAUAAAAGCUUUCACGAGCCCGAAUAAUUAGUAAUACCAAAUUAUCGCGGAUAAACCAGUGCUUUGUAAGGAUGAGAAGUCUCGAAAGGGCAUUAAUGAUCUUUCACAUGCUCUGCUGUUAACAGAAUUUAUGCUUGAACAUACCCUUUCGAGCGGAGAAUAGAGGAGGAGCUUUUGUACUCUGACGAGAUAUUAACGACAUACCGAACCACUAAUUAUUUAUUGUCAUCUCGACAACGUCACCGGCAUCGUUACACCCGAGGCGAAAUAAUCACCGAAUAAAGCUAGCGCUUAUAUUUUCUAUAGUA